Messenger RNA from Momordica charantia (bitter melon), 2150 nucleotides. RefSeq names its product initiator tRNA phosphoribosyl transferase family protein. Lineage: Eukaryota; Viridiplantae; Streptophyta; Magnoliopsida; Cucurbitales; Cucurbitaceae. Gene Ontology annotation, biological process: charged-tRNA amino acid modification. Gene Ontology annotation, cellular component: cytoplasm. Gene Ontology annotation, molecular function: tRNA adenosine(64)-2'-O-ribosylphosphate transferase activity. The record is from RefSeq and is a predicted model, not a curated record.
UGGGUUUUGGUUUUUGUUUUGAUGGAGAUUACUGGGUGAGGAAGUCGUAGAUCAGAGUGGAGCCGGAGUAGAUGGACUUAUCGUUCGUGUUUAUCAUAUUCUAGUCAGUUCUUUGCAUCUUUCAGGUUGCUGACUAUUUCUCUCUAUCUCUUUCUUUUUGGUGUUUAUCAUAUUCUAGUUGUGAUGGGGAGGUUUUCUCACAAAUCAAAAGGAUUUAAGGUAUUGGGUUCCCUAUCAAAUGUUAAGAGAGUUUAGAGGUUUUACUGUGCACCACCAUUGCGUGAUUCAUCCAUGGAGGACGGUGCAAAGCUAAGCAUAUACAAGGCCGUGAGGAGCAUAAAACGCAGAGAUAAUACUCUCUACAAUGCCCUUAGGUCAAUUUAUGAGGACUCUAUUUUCGUCGGCGAGAUCUCUCAGCUAUGGCCGGAGCUUCCUCUUCUCGCAAAUCUUCGUUGCGGCCUCUGGUAUUCCCCGAAGUUUCACUCCACUUGUUACUUUAAGUCCACCGACGGCCACACCAACAACUGCUCUUUCAGUACUUCACGCCUUAAUCUUCACGUCGCGCUCUUAGCUGGACAAAUGGGAGGGUGUAUUAUAGUCGAUUCCACUCGGAGAGGGAAGCGGUUUCCUGAUAGCAUGUCCAAAACCAUUCCCAUUUGGACUUGUGUUUUGAAUCGGUCUAUAAGCAAACAUUUAAACAAAAUCCAUGACAAUUCAUUGGAGCUAGGGGAUCCCUCCACUUCUGAUGUGCUGGCUGAAAAUGGAAGGAAACCUGCUGCUGAUUGGGACUGUUCCUUACAUCUUCCCCUCUGGGUUUCUGGCACUGAGAAAGCUAUGAUUGAAGAACACCUUGAAGAAUGGACAAAACAGUUAGAUGAUAGCAGAGCUGAUGUCGCCACACUAGCAUCCACCCUGAAAAAACCAUUGCGCCCCUUGUGGAUUUCACAGAGAUCUGUAAUCUGGUUAAACGAAGUCCCCGAUCACGAUUCUUGGGAUUUCACGCCCAUUAUACUUGUUUCUGCUUCUUUCUCUAUCGGUGUGGUUCAACAGAGGACAACCACGGAGUUUAGCUGGAACUACAUCGCCGGAGCUGGAGAUGAUGAAGAAAGUUGGGCAAGAGGCUUGUCUCCUAAUCUAUUCUGGAAUCAUGCACAUGAUCUUAUGAGCUCUGGACCUGAUGUCUGUAAUCAGAAGGUAGCUGAAAUAGUCGAAAAGGAUAGAGUAUAUCGAACUCUAAGGGGAAAUGAUGUGCCUCAGAUCAGUGUUAAAUCUCAGAAGCUGGGGGGAUCCUCAACUCAAGUCCCACCUAUUGAGCAGAUGUUAACUUUGGAUAUAUCUGAUGCUAAGAUAACGAAAUCCUCUAAUGGAAAUUGUGCAUUAUCUUGGCUUGGUUCAACUAAUCUUGCUGUAGGCUCAUCUCAAUAUGCAGUGACUGCAUCCGACGUUGAUUGCAUCUUAAAUUGUGAUCAAGAGUCUGUAUCUGUUUGCCUUCCAAAAGCAGAAGCUUAUCUUCAUCUACCUAUGGUGAUGUCGAAACUGGAUCGCUUUUCUCUAUCAAGAAAUCUUCCUUCUGCAGUAGCAUUUGCAAAGUCAAAUCUUUGCCUAGGGAAAAGACUUCUAGUCUGCUGUAGCAAUGGGGAAGAUAUUAGCAUAUGCGUUUGCUUGGCGAUAUUGACUUCUAUAUUCGAUGACAAAGGAACUUUCGAUUGUGGGAAAUCUUUCAACAAGACUCGCAUUACUAAAUUGGAAAUGAGGAGACGGCUCGUAUACAUCUGUAAAUUUGCAACAGAUGCAAGGCCUUCCAGAGGAAAUUUGAGGCAGGUUUUCAAUUUUCUUAGUGGGGGAAGAACUAAUAUUGCAUCAAGAUCGCCCUAAAACAGUCCCUUUACAGGUUUUCUGAUUGGUUUUAUUGCACUAUUUAUGAGGCCACCAGCCCCUGAUGGGAGGUGAAGAGAUUUUCAAUUAUUUUUAAAUAAUUUUUAAACUGACCUUUUGAGUAGAAUUUUUAAUAUUAUGCAUCCCCAUUUUACUUGAGUGACUAAACUUAUGUUGACCUCAUUACAUUUUCAAUAUUUAUGAUGGUAACUAUAUUUUUAUUUAUCUUAAAAAAAUAAGUUGGUGGGAGUGGAAGAUCAAACCACACCUGGAAA